AUGUUUAUGAAUUUGAUACAAUUUAAUUUCAGUUGGUAUAGUGAUUUAUCAUAUUCACCAAACGUAUUUAUUGAUUUACCAUCUAGACUAUGUUAUUCAUCAAAUAUUAGUUGUUUAAAUGUUAGGCUUAAGAAUUUUAAUGAUUGCAUUUGUUUACUUAAUACAGAUCUUAGUCAAUUACAUACAUUGGUUGUAGAAAUUGAUUGGAUUAGAGAAACACUGAUGGUUCUCAACAAUACGGAAAUUGUAUCUAAUUUAAAAUAUUUCUCAUUAAUUUCAUUUGAUAAAACAAUCGAAUAUGAUACUAAAAUUGUUCCAUUGCUUCGUCAUAUGUCAAAAUUAGAAAAACUUGCAUUAUCUUUGAUUGUUGAUCGUCGAAACUCAUUCAUUGAUGGCAAUCAUCUAGUUAAUGAUAUCCUUAGUAAAAUGUCAGACCUUCAUACAUUUAUCUUCAAUAUUAUUACCAAAAGAGUCAUAAUAGAUGAAGAAUUUUUACCAACUCGUGAUAAUAUUCUACGUCCACUCAUCGAAAAAGGAUAUAAUGCUGACUGUUAUACUGAUUACUGUACAAUCAGCAAUGGUCAAUGUCAUAUUUUCUCGCUUCCAUUGACUUUGGAACGCAUGGAUGUGUUUACUAACAAAUUUCCUGAUAGUUGUUUAUUCAUGAAUGUUCGUCACUUCGCUGCACGUCUUAUUUGGCGUCCAUUCGAACAUGAAUUUUUUGCUCAAAUUUCUCGAGCUUUUCCAUUAUUAAAUAAGCUGAAAAUAAAUAAUAUACUUGCUCAAAAUAAGAAGAUAACAUAUCAACAAGAUGGAUAUGAACAAACAUCAUCAGUUAUUGAAUUUCCUUAUCUCACUGAACUUGAUCUCAGUGGAUCUUCUCUUGAUUAUGUCGAGCAAUUUCUUUUCGACUUCUAUACACGUUUAACUAGUCUUAACACGUUACAUGUCGAUUAUGAACUUUUGUUGUUUGCAACACAAUAUUUUACAGAAGAUGCUGCUCGUGCAAAUUGUUUAAAAGUGAAACAUAUUUUCUUUAAUCAAGAACCAAAGACAUAUCCAGAAAACUUUCGAGAUUAUUUUCCUUUGUUGUAA
This is a messenger RNA of Adineta steineri, 1095 nucleotides long. Lineage: Eukaryota; Metazoa; Rotifera; Eurotatoria; Adinetida; Adinetidae. The record is from the annotation of a GenBank genome assembly.